Cloeon dipterum is the source of this 542-nucleotide messenger RNA. It is a transcript of the gene RpL31, whose product is annotated as ribosomal protein L31. Gene Ontology annotation, molecular function: structural constituent of ribosome. The coding region runs from base 146 to 517 and encodes 123 amino acids. Gene Ontology annotation, cellular component: ribosome; cytosolic large ribosomal subunit. Lineage: Eukaryota; Metazoa; Arthropoda; Insecta; Ephemeroptera; Baetidae. Gene Ontology annotation, biological process: cytoplasmic translation. The transcript has 3 exons. The record is from RefSeq and is a predicted model, not a curated record.
GGCGUGCCGCAUGUUUUUAGUUCAAGCGUUUCCACCCACAGCAAGGAGGUUUUUCUCCCUGGAUAGGAUACGAACGAAGUGCCUGGUGUGGAUGUGCCUUUUUCGGUAAGCUACACGAGCUGUUGCGGCAUUAAACAACAUCAUCAUGGCAAAGCAAAAGGGAGAGCGCAAGAAGAGCGCAAUGAACGAUGUUGUGACCCGUGAGUACACCAUCAACCUCCACAAAAGGCUGCACGGAGUCGGAUUCAAGAAACGCGCCCCGCGAGCUGUGAAGGAGAUCAGAAAGUUCGCAGAGAAACAGAUGGGCACCCCUGAUGUGCGUGUUGACACUAGACUCAACAAGCAGAUCUGGUCUAAGGGAAUUAGGAACGUUCCAUUCCGCGUCCGUGUUCGUUUGUCAAGGAGAAGGAACGACGAUGAGGACUCGCCUCACAAGUUGUUCACCCUCGUCACAUACGUCCCUGUGGCCGCUUUCAAGGGAUUGCAAACCGAAAAUGUUGACGCGAACCAGGAAUAAACUUAACCUUAUAAUAAAUAAUUAA